UAAAUUAUUUGCGUGGAAUUCGUCAUACCACGAAGUCAUCAUAGUACGAAGACCGGACAAGCAUUAAUGUUUUGUCAUCGUCUUGCAGUUAGCGACUCGAGUGUUUUGUUGUCAAAAUGGCUACCCACAAAACUGCUGAUGCGUACCCGGCUACGGGGAUGGAAGUAAACAAGGCUCCCGAGAGAGGCAGCAUGGCCGGUAGCAUCCGAAUGCUGGUUGUCAUAACAACCAGCAUUCUGGUGGUUGUAAUUGCCGCCAAAAACUCUCUGACGUGGCUCCUGGACCAGUUUCUCUUGGCGAGUGGAUGCUUUUGGACCAGACAGUACGAGGUCAUCUACAACCUGUUUGGCGGGAACGAGUUCUUAAUCCUUUCAUUAGGGACCUUGCUGGUGUCAACUGUGGUGUACUGGACACUCGCCUCCGGAUGCUUGUUUGUCGAUGCAACAGGGAAGCCAUCUUGGAUUCACAAAUACAAGAUACAGCAGGACAAGAACAUACCGGUGGAUCCUGCACUGCUCCGGCAGGCUGUGACCGGGACCCUCUUCAAUCAGUUCGCAGUGGGUCUCCCGUUCCUCCUGGUGUGUGCCUGGCUGAGUAGAAUGCGCGGAUGCAGCGCUUCUACACGCUUGCCUGAAUUCCACUCCGUGUUGCUGGAGAUGUUGGUGUUUCUGGCGGUGGAGGAGAUUGGUUUCUACUAUUUACAUCGGUUGUUUCAUCACAGUUUCUUCUACAAGCGAUUCCACAAGCGCCACCAUGAGUACACAGCGCCGUUCGCCGUGUCCAACUUCGACGUGCACUGGUUGGAGCACGCGGUGGCGAACCUAGCACCCAUGGCCGCCGGUCCGCUGAUUGCGGGCUCUCAUGUGGCCACUACCUGGUUCUGGCUGACUAUUGGUACGUUCUCUAGCCUCCUGGCCCACUCUGGGUAUCACCUGCCAUUCCUACCGUCGACCGAGGCUCAUGACUUUCACCAUCUCAAAUUCGUGAAUAAUUUCGGAGCCUUGGGCAUUCUGGAUCGCCUACACGGCACGGACGCCAUCUUCAGACAGUCACAGAACUUCCAACGUGACGUGUUGCUGACUGGAUUCACUCCAGCUUCUGAACUGGGUACAGCCAAAGGCAACUAACUUGGAACAAGUUGAACAGUGUAAAAUUAUGGAAGAGGAGGUACUGC
Molecule: messenger RNA, 1174 nt
Organism: Patiria miniata (bat star)
Lineage: Eukaryota; Metazoa; Echinodermata; Asteroidea; Valvatida; Asterinidae
Product: fatty acid hydroxylase domain-containing protein 2-like
Exons: 7
Coding region: 117-1127 (336 amino acids)
Biological process (GO): sterol biosynthetic process
Molecular function (GO): iron ion binding; C-4 methylsterol oxidase activity
Source: RefSeq, a predicted model, not a curated record